AUGCUUCAAGUUCAAGGCUGCUACGGGUUGCAGUAUACAAAAAAAGAUGGUGCUGGAGUUUUAAGCUCAGGUUCGGGACUCAAGACUCCUGAAAAAAAUCCACAAGCUGCUGCUAACAAGCAUGCCCUUGCGGAGCGUUAUCGUAGGAAAAGAAUCAACAACCACCUUAAUACUCUCCGCAAACUCUUCCCCAAUCUCCCUAAAAGUGAUAAACCAAGGGUGCUUAUGGAAACGGUUCGAUAUCUAAAGGAGCUGAGGAAGAAGGUGGCUGACCAUGUUGAAAUGAACAAGGAUGGCCAAGAAGAGUGCUGCAUUGGUGGCAAAAGGAGUUGUUCAUUGUUUUUACCCGGUGAGAAAGAUGAGGUGAGUGUGAGUUACUACUCUGACGGUGAAGGAGGAGAUCAUGGCGUUGAUCAAGGAGAACUGUUGAUGGUGAAAGCCACGAUAUGCUGUGAGGACAGGCCGAGGUUAAAUGCAGAUUUGAUGGAAGCGGUUAAGUCUGUUGAAGGGAGGGUGGUCAAGGCUGAGAUGGGUACCAUUGGAGGACGGACCAAGGCUGUCUUGGUGGUGCAAUGGUGCCAGCAAAGCCUUCAUUGUGGUGGUGGUGGUGGUGAGGAGGAGGAGGAGGAGGUUGGGUCGCUGAGGAAGGCGUUGAGGGCGGUGGUGGAAAACAGGGCCUUGACUCCUUCGUUGUUGUUGGGCCCCGAGCUGCUUAUUUCCAGUUGGACCGAUAGAUUCGGGCCUUGA
This is a messenger RNA of Coffea eugenioides, 747 nucleotides long. Its product is annotated as transcription factor bHLH30-like. Bases 1 to 747 code for a protein of 248 amino acids. The transcript has 2 exons. Gene Ontology annotation, molecular function: protein dimerization activity; DNA-binding transcription factor activity. The record is from RefSeq and is a predicted model, not a curated record. Gene Ontology annotation, biological process: regulation of DNA-templated transcription. NCBI's taxonomy places the organism in Eukaryota, Viridiplantae, Streptophyta, Magnoliopsida, Gentianales, Rubiaceae.